UCUCCUCCCAUCUCUAAUCUCCUCUUAAAAUUCAUCAUCAUCUUCUUCCUCCAAACAACAUUUCAAAAAUGCCUUCACAAACCGUCGAUCAAACCCAAACCCAACCAUCCUCCGGGAGACUUUACCCAUCAGGAAACAUAACCCAUCCACCUGAACCCGAAAACAUUCCCUGCCCACGUUGCGAUUCAACCAACACUAAAUUCUGCUACUACAACAACUACAAUCUCUCUCAGCCCCGUCAUUUCUGCAAAUCUUGUCGCCGUUACUGGACCCGCGGCGGAACCCUUAGAAACGUUCCCGUCGGCGGAGGCACCCGGAAAAACCCACUCAAGCGAUCUCGUUCCUCUGCCUCCACCGCCGCCGCCGCCGCCUCAUCCUCUUCUUCUUCCUCUGUAGUAGUACCUGAAAACAAUAACUCUAUUAUACUCAUGCCGCCGGCGCCGAAAUCGGACGCUCCGGCGUCGUUUUACGCCGACAUGAAUAUGAACGGAAACUAUCAAUACGAUCCUGUUUCAUCCAUUCCUGGUACGUUUACUUCUUUGCUGGCGCCGAACGGAGAAUCUGGUGGAGGGUUAUUUGGGUAUGGAUUGGAUCAAUCAGGGUCUGGAGAAAUAAGGGAAAUGGAAUUUGGUCUGAGCAUUGGGGUUUGGCCGAUGGAAGAAAUACGCGGCACCGGCGACGGCGACGGCGGCGGUGGAGUUUCUGGUGCGGCGUGGGAUAUGGGUGGCGGCGGUGGAACAGAUUCGGAAUGCUUUGAUUGGCCGGAUCUGGCGAUAUCAACGCCGCCGGGGAAAUAUAUGAAGUAAAAGUUUUUUAUUUUGUUUUUAUUUUUAUUCCAAGAAUAAGCCAGACAGCUUUUCAUAGAAGAUUAAUUCAAACUGUUUGGUUAUGUUGGAAUAUAACAAAUAUAUUAUUAUUUUAUUAUUAUGUUAUUACUGUUUA
This is a messenger RNA of Impatiens glandulifera, 942 nucleotides long. Its product is annotated as dof zinc finger protein DOF1.6-like. Gene Ontology annotation, biological process: regulation of DNA-templated transcription. Gene Ontology annotation, molecular function: DNA-binding transcription factor activity; DNA binding. Bases 69 to 806 code for a protein of 245 amino acids. NCBI's taxonomy places the organism in Eukaryota, Viridiplantae, Streptophyta, Magnoliopsida, Ericales, Balsaminaceae. The transcript has a single exon. The record is from RefSeq and is a predicted model, not a curated record.